GUUGCAACCAUUAUGAGAGACGGGCAUGUGGGCUGGAAUCAUACGGUGAUGAGACAAAAGGGGGAAUAUAUAAAAGGUCGGGUGUGAGGCAGAUGGAGAGGUCAUACUGAGAAGAGCUGGUAAUAAUUUGGACGGAUCAUUUAUAUCUUUGGUGUUUCUUCAAACACAUCUUUAAGUCAUGGCUGACUUUGACACAAUUCUGAAGUUUUGGGCUCCAGUAGAGGCGGACUAUAACACAUAUGGAGAGCUGGUUCUAAUUCGCUUAUUCACUGAGCACCCUGAGACCCGGGAGUUGUUCCCUAAAUUUGCAGGAAUUGCUCAAACUGACCUUACUGGAAACCCGGCUAUUUCUGCCCAUGGUGUCACAGUGCUGAAGAAACUGGGGGAUCUGCUGAAGGCUAAAGGCAAUCAUGCUGCGAUCCUCAAGCCACUAUCCAAGAGCCACGCCUUGAAACACAAGAUAGCUCUCGUAAACUAUAAGCUGAUCACAGAAGUCAUCGCGAAGGUCCUGGAGGAGAAGGCCGGACUCGACAGUGCAGGGAAACAGGCUUUGAAUAACGUGAUGGACGUGGUAAUCGCUGACAUUGCCACGGACUAUAAAGAGCUGGGCUUCGCAGACUUAUGUUAGCUUGCAGAAAGAAAUGUGGCUGUUUGAAAAAAAGAAACUGCUAAAUGUAAGAUUCUAAUGGAAUAAUCUAUGCAUAAUUUACAUAUUGAAUUGACACAUAACACUAUAUAUUUGUUACUGAUCACACCAUGUAUGAGUUACACCUAAGCGCACACACUAACCCACUGAUCCAGGUUAGAUUUAGAUCUGUAUUUGAUCCACCCAGUAUUUAAUGUGAUGCAAACAGAAGUAUGUGGCCCUUGUCCAGAAAGAGGACAUCAUGAAGAAACGAGGACCCAGUUCUGUAAUUCUUUUCUGACCUGUACUUUGCACUUUGGAUUUUUGUACUUUUGCCAGUCUUCUAGAUAAAAACACACUUGGAUAUUGA
Molecule: messenger RNA, 995 nt
Organism: Corythoichthys intestinalis (scribbled pipefish)
Lineage: Eukaryota; Metazoa; Chordata; Actinopteri; Syngnathiformes; Syngnathidae
Gene: mb
Product: myoglobin
Exons: 4
Coding region: 179-628 (149 amino acids)
Biological process (GO): oxygen transport
Cellular component (GO): extracellular exosome
Molecular function (GO): heme binding; oxygen binding
Source: RefSeq, a predicted model, not a curated record